Cydia strobilella is the source of this 1041-nucleotide messenger RNA. RefSeq names its product DNA-directed RNA polymerases I, II, and III subunit RPABC2 (gene RpII18). Gene Ontology annotation, cellular component: RNA polymerase III complex; RNA polymerase II, core complex; nucleus. The transcript is spliced from 2 exons. Bases 119 to 517 code for a protein of 132 amino acids. NCBI's taxonomy places the organism in Eukaryota, Metazoa, Arthropoda, Insecta, Lepidoptera, Tortricidae. Gene Ontology annotation, biological process: tRNA transcription by RNA polymerase III; transcription by RNA polymerase II; transcription by RNA polymerase I. The record is from RefSeq and is a predicted model, not a curated record. Gene Ontology annotation, molecular function: DNA binding.
AGCGUGGGUCCGUACAUGGUCCGUACCAUAUUAUUCGUACUACAAUAUAAUUGAAUUUAAUAAUACAAGGUGCAUGUUUAGUUAUCAUUUUAAAUCUUGAAAGUGAACUUAACACGCAAUGGCUGAUGAGGAAUAUGAAGCUGAUGACGCGGGGGCAGACUACGAUGAUAUCGCCGAAGAAGAUGACAACAUCGAAGAAGCCGAGGAGCAAGAGGAGGAGGGCUACAACGUGCAGUGUCUAGCUCCCGGCCAGGCUGGGGGAGGAGUGGAGAAAUCUAAAAGAAUUACCACCCGGUAUAUGACGAAAUACGAACGAGCUAGAGUCUUGGGUACUAGAGCACUUCAAAUAGCCAUGUGUGCCCCUGUGAUGGUCGAGCUGGAAGGUGAAACCGACCCCCUGCAGAUAGCCAUGAAGGAACUCAAGCAACGGAAAAUUCCCAUUAUCAUCCGAAGAUACCUCCCUGACCAUUCCUAUGAAGACUGGAGCAUUGACGAACUGAUUAUCAUUGAUCAUUAGUUUAUACAAUAGAUGACUUUUUGAUAAUUCUUAAAGAUUAUCUUUGGUGAAACUACUUUUAUAAAUAAGAUUUAGUUUAAGUAUUAUAUACCAGUAAAUAGCAUUUUUAGACUUGCCUCGCGCGGGCUGCCUCGACCGAGGCACGUCUGCACUGGCCGUUUUCUGCACGAGGAAAUUGCUUUGCGCGUAUGCUUGCUCUGUGUGGACCCGCUAUUCUGGUCCAUCUAUUCAAAGUAAUCACAUUUUUGAUAUUGUGAUCACAAAACCUGGAAGUACAGUUAGCAGCAGAAGUAUGUAAGCAAAUGUAGAAUAAAAGACGCUCAAAAUUAUCUGCACAUGUUAUCGCUUUUGAUAAUAGUUUCAUUCAUUAAACAGAAUUUGUUUUUUAAUAUGAAUGUAUCAAUAUUUUUUUACUUUAAUUUAUCAUAUUCAUAGACUACAUUGUCUUCAUCAUAAGAAAAAAUACAGCACAUUUAGGAAUUAUUAAACUAGGUAUCUGAUCUUAAGACAUCUAUCAUAUCAUA